Messenger RNA from Ipomoea nil (Japanese morning glory), 822 nucleotides. RefSeq lists its product as uncharacterized. The record is from RefSeq and is a predicted model, not a curated record. NCBI's taxonomy places the organism in Eukaryota, Viridiplantae, Streptophyta, Magnoliopsida, Solanales, Convolvulaceae. Bases 1 to 822 code for a protein of 273 amino acids. The transcript has a single exon.
AUGACGAACUGGCCUCCAGUCAACAUCAAUUCAGCGACGCAUCCAGCCGGGAAAGCAGCCGGGAAUACAUCUGGAACCUCAGCGACGAAUCCAACAAGCAAUGUAGCCUGGAAUGCAGCCGGAAAUACAGCUCCGACGAACAGAUCUAGUUCGCAGGAGGUAACAUACGAUCCUCAAUCGCAAUCUAAUCCGUAUUACUUAUACAUUAACGAGAAUCCAGAACUGGAACUCGUUUCCUUCCCUUUGGAUGGAUCCAAUUAUCAUGCCUGGGCUAGGGCCAUGACAAUGGCAUUGUCCUGCAAGAAUAAAGUGGCUUUCAUUAAUAGAAUUAUCAAGAAACCUCCCCAAGAUGACCUAGAAAGAUACUAUGUCUGGGAGAGGUGCAAUAAUAUUGUAUGUGCGUGGAUUGUUCGAACUCUUUCGCCAACUAUUGGUCGAAGUGUCUUUUGGAUAGACACAGCCUAUGGCAUUUGGAAUGACUUGAAGAGACGAUUCAGUCAACAAGAUCUGUUUAGAGUUGCUGAGAUCAUGUGUGAAAUAUACCAGACAAAGCAGGGAGAUGAUUCUCUAAAUGAAUAUUUCACAAAACAAAAGUUGCUAUGUGAUGAGUUGGUCAUACUCAGGCCUCCAAAGAUUUGUACCUACACCAAUAAGUGUGAAUGUGGAAAGAAAUUGGAUGAGGUAAUUGAACAGGGAGAAAAAGACAAACUAUCCAUCAUCCUAAUAGGUCUACAUGAGAGGUACACUGCUGCUAGGAAUCAGAUCAUGCUAAUGAGACCUUUGCCUGAUGUCAAUGAAGCAUAUUCCAUGAUUGCUCAAUAA